This is a messenger RNA of Bactrocera oleae (olive fruit fly), 771 nucleotides long. The record is from RefSeq and is a predicted model, not a curated record. Lineage: Eukaryota; Metazoa; Arthropoda; Insecta; Diptera; Tephritidae.
UUGACACUCAUGUAAAUUUACUCUUUACAGUUUGACGAAAGUAUUUAAAAUAAUCCAAAAAUGUCCCAGUUACCAAGCACAUUCGUCAAGGGCGUACACGAUGAAGAACUGUCCAAACGUAUGGAGUACCGUAUACUCGGUCGUACCGGACUGCAGGUGUCGAAAGUCUCAUUAGGCACGGCGACUUUAAGCGAUUUAUAUGGAGUACUAGAUUUGGACGAUGCUAUAGCAAUGAUACACAAAGCUAUAAAGUCUGGCAUUAAUUACAUUGAUACUGCGCCGUAUUAUGGACAGGGUCGUGCCGAGGAAGUAUUAGGUAUGGCGUUGAAAACUGUGCCAAGAAAGGCGUACUAUAUAGCCACAAAAGUUGGACGCUAUGAAAAGGAUUUGGUAAACCGAUUUGAUUUCUCUGCCAAAAGGACUCGAGAAAGUGUUGAGAAAAGUUUAAAACUACUAGGUAUCGAAUAUGUGGACAUUAUACAGGUGCAUGACAUCGAUUUUGACAAAGAUCUCGAUGUUGUUGUCAACGAAUGUCUGCCUGAACUGGUAAAAAUUGUUAAAGAAGGGAAAGCAAGGUUUAUCGGUAUCACCAGUUACAAUCUUGAAGUGCUUAAGGAGUGCAUAAAACGUGCUCCGUGCGUGGAUGUCGUACUCUCAUAUUCACGGCACACGCUGCUGGACGAUACAUUCAAGUGUUAUGUGGACUUUUUCCAACAGCAUAAUAUUGGCAUUGUUUGCGCGUCCGCUCAUGCAUUAGGUCUAUUGACCAAU